AUGGCCGCGUCUGGCUCUACCCGCCGCCGCUCUCAAUGGCCGGAUCUCCCGGCAGAGCUGCUGGGCCUCGUGCUCAUGCGGCUUUCGUCGCACGCCGACCGCGUCCGCCUACCCGUCGUGUGCUGCGCAUGGUGCUCGGCCGCAAGGCUGCAGCACCCGCUGCUCCCUUGGCUAGCCCUCCCCGACGGCACCUUCCUCAGCCUCCCUGAUGGCGCCGUUCACCGUUUGCCCGUCCCGGACGACGUCUUCUUCGGAUUCUCAGCCGGAGGUGCGCUCUUCCUCAUGCAUGAAGACGGCAUCUUCUCCCUGGUGUGCCCUUCCUCCGUUGCGACCGUCGAUCUUCCCGAGCCACGCACAACAUGCAUGGCGUGGACGUCGCCUGCGCACAAAUCCAUCGCCAACAUUGCACUCUUCCAAGGGAAGCUCUAUGUCCUUACCAGAGAAGAGGAGCUACAUGUCCUGGACGCCGGGGAUCCGCACAUCACAAACAUCUGCUGCAUACACAAAACACUGACCCCGAGCCCUGAAGAUCAUGACCUCGACCGUAUAUGGAACUGUGAUUAUUAUGGCCCUGACAUGCACAUACGACCGGACUACCUCGUCGUGGCCGGAAAUCAGCUACUGAGGGUGGAACUAACUACCAUUAUACCAGCAACAAUAUGUCAGCCAUGGACUUACCAGUUCCAUGUCUACGAAGCGGCAGACCUGAGCUGCGGCGAUGGACGGUGGAGGGAUGUCAGUACGUUGAUGGGGGCGUGCACUCUUCGUCAGCCAAAGCUGCUCUGA
This is a messenger RNA of Hordeum vulgare subsp. vulgare (domesticated barley), 786 nucleotides long. RefSeq lists its product as uncharacterized. The transcript is spliced from 2 exons. Gene Ontology annotation, molecular function: protein binding. The record is from RefSeq and is a predicted model, not a curated record. Bases 1 to 786 code for a protein of 261 amino acids. NCBI's taxonomy places the organism in Eukaryota, Viridiplantae, Streptophyta, Magnoliopsida, Poales, Poaceae.